This is a messenger RNA of Vespa crabro (European hornet), 2598 nucleotides long. RefSeq names its product vesicular inhibitory amino acid transporter (gene VGAT). Gene Ontology annotation, molecular function: amino acid transmembrane transporter activity. Gene Ontology annotation, cellular component: vacuolar membrane. Lineage: Eukaryota; Metazoa; Arthropoda; Insecta; Hymenoptera; Vespidae. Gene Ontology annotation, biological process: amino acid transmembrane transport. Bases 508 to 2109 code for a protein of 533 amino acids. The record is from RefSeq and is a predicted model, not a curated record. The transcript is spliced from 4 exons.
GAGGAAAAAAAAAAUAUCGUAGAGAUGAACUUGAAACGAGAUGUAAUAUCUCAUCAUAUCAUGGACCGCGAGUGGAUGAUCGAUCGAGCCCUGCGCGUUCGAGGGAUGCUGGCCAUAUUCCCCGAUCUUCCAAUCCCAGUAGCGAACAACCCUCCCUUGGUCAAUGCGACGAUUAAGGGUUUUGUGAUUAGGAACUCGACUAUCACCCAUAGACCGCCAUGCUCUCGUUGUGUUCCUCUUAGUUUAGUCAAAUCAUUUUCAAAUUCAUUUUCUUCUUAUUCCAUUCAUGGAUCUUUAUUCUCGAAUUAAGGAUCAAUUUUUAGAUUAGUUUCCUUGGCAAUCGUUUUUUCCUUAUACAACGAGAAAAGGACCGACCGACUGAUCGUAUCUUCUUCAAGAAGAAGAAGAAGAAGAAGAAGAAGAAGAAGAAGGUUCGACCUUUUCAUUUGAUUUCAUCGGAGAAAGAAGAAAUAAUUCGAUUUUUUAUUCGAAAAAAUAUCUUUCAAGAUGACUAGUUUCCGAGGAUUUUAUAUACCGUCCUUUGGGGCGACAGUUAACGUUGCUUGGGAGACAUUAAAAGCUAAAUGGCCAGAAAAUAGUCCAUGUAUGGAAUUAAUUCGUGGUACCGGUAUGGCUGGUCAAGGUGAUCCUCAAGCUCGUACCGGUGAUUUUAAAUCAUUUGGAGAAGGCGAGGAUAAUACUGAGAUGACGACAAUGAAUGGUGAACAAGCAUAUAGGGAACAGAAUAAUGUUGCUAUUGCUGAGGAUUCAUUUAGUUAUCAAAGAAAUGGAGAUAAAGCUAGAACAGGAAGUUUGAGCAGUGGAGAAUUCAGCGAAUAUGACGAGGGUGGCGGUGAAUUUGGUGGAUCUGGUGUGAAGAUUAAUGAAUGGCAAGCAGCGUGGAAUGUUACCAAUGCUAUUCAGGGAAUGUUCAUCGUAUCUCUACCAUUUGCAGUCCUACGAGGAGGUUAUUGGGCAAUCGCAGCAAUGGUCGGUAUAGCACAUAUCUGCUGUUACACCGGUAAGAUUCUCGUCGAGUGUCUAUAUGAGUUCGACACAGUAACAGGUCAACGUGUUAGGGUACGGGAUUCUUACGUAGCCAUUGCUAAAGAAUGUUUCGGUCCAAGAUGGGGUGCAAGGGCAGUCAACAUUGCACAAAUAAUAGAAUUGUUGAUGACCUGCAUCUUAUACGUUGUUGUAUGUGGUGAUUUAAUGAUCGGCUCUUUUCCCGAAGGUGCUAUCGACACGAGAAGUUGGAUGAUGCUGAUAGGGAUAUUUUUACUUCCUCUUGGCUUUCUCAAAUCUUUGCAACAUGUAUCGAUGCUCAGCUUUUGGUGUACGAUGUCUCAUCUUUUCAUAAAUUUCAUUAUCGUCGGUUAUUGCAUUUUGGAGAUAGGCGAUUGGGGAUGGUCUAAAGUUAAAUGGACUAUCGAUAUGAAAAACUUUCCAAUCUCGCUUGGUGUAAUCGUAUUCAGUUACACCUCUCAAAUCUUUCUGCCAACGUUAGAAGGGAAUCUGAUAGAUCGUUCCAAGUUUAAUUGGAUGUUAAACUGGAGUCAUAUAGCUGCUGCUGCCUUUAAAUCUCUCUUUGGAUGGAUUUGCUUUCUGACUUUUCAGAAUGAUACACAACAGGUGAUCACAAACAAUCUUCAUUCACCUGGCUUUAAAGGUUUGGUCAAUUUUUGUCUGGUAGUUAAAGCUGUAUUAUCUUAUCCUUUGCCAUAUUAUGCUGCCUGUGAAUUACUUGAAAGAGCAUUUUUCAGAGGUCGACCUAAAACAAUCUUUCCUACAAUUUGGACGGUCGAUCGAGAACUUAAAGUUUGGGGUUUGGCAUGGAGAGUCGGUGUUAUUGUCUUCACCAUUCUCAUGGCUAUAUUCAUACCACAUUUCAGUAUUCUCAUGGGCUUCAUUGGCUCCUUCACUGGCACUAUGUUGUCCUUCAUAUGGCCUUGCUACUUUCAUCUUAAACUUAAAAGAAAUUCUAUGGAAUGGAGUGCUGUAGCGUAUGAUUGUUUUGUCAUCUUUUUAGGUAUACUAUUUGGAGUAAUUGGUGUUUAUGAUUCUGGCACCGCUUUGAUUGAUGCCUUUGAAAUUGGUUUACCCUUUUAAAUGAUUCAUAUAAUUCUUAUUGCUUUCAUUUUCUCAUUCAUCUCAUUCUGAACUUGAGAAAUAUUGAAUCGCAAAUUUUCAUUUAACCUAAUGGGACAACAAAAUGUAUAGUGUCUCUUCGAAACGGUAAGAUAGAAAAAUUUUUAAGGAUAAACAAAUGCUCAUCGUAACAUCCAAUAAGCGAACAAAUUUUCUCAAUCACCUGAUUUCAUCCUUACUCUUCCAACGAUCUUCAAAAUGAUUAUAGUUCAUCGAAAUUUAACAAAUCAAGUGUCUUCCAUUUAAGAUCGCUUAGAGUUCUAUCAUAAUUAGAGAUAUUUUGAUGAUAUAUUGUAUAUUUAAAUUCAACCAGAACUGACAUAUCUAACAAUAUGCAAAAUAAAAAAAAAAAACAAAAGAGAGAGAAUGAAAAAACAUUUUACAGUUUCAGAAAUCUGAACUGUUCAUUGACCAUUGAAUUAAAAAAAAAAAAAAAGAAAAAAAAAGAAA